GCGUUAAGGUUCCUCGUAACUUCCGGCUGCUUGAAGAGCUGGAAGAAGGCCAGAAAGGUGUGGGGGAUGGGACAGUGAGCUGGGGCUUGGAAGAUGAUGAGGACAUGACCUUAACAAGAUGGAGAGGGAUGAUCAUUGGCCCUCCUAGGGUGAGUCGGCUACUCUGAUUCACAGGCCACCAAGUUUGGCUCACUGGCCUUGUCCAGAAACAACCCUUAGUACCUACCCCACUAGGCACUUGUGGAGGUCUGAGAGGAUUGGACAGGUGUAAUCAAUAUGUCAAAAAUUCCACCUAGCCCAGGGGUGUCAAUCAUACGGCCCGUGGGUUUGAUAAAACAAAGAAUGCAAUAUUGUUUGUCAGUAAAUGUAUAUUUGCGGGGGACAAUCUUAAUCGAUAUUGAAAUGACUAAAUCCAAAUCGAAACUGUAAAGAACUUACAAUGGACCUGCAUUCAUUCUGUCCAGCUUGCUAACAGUCAUCGAAACAAAAGUUGGACUGUCGGGGAGCAUUUAAAAUUCCAAAAGCAAUGGAUAGAGGACUAUUUUUUGCUAAUGUUUGCCUGCAAGGAAAUAAAAUUGAUUAUAUGUACGGCCCUCCGGACCUCGGUGAAGACCGAAUGCGGCUUGAGUUUGACACCCCUGACCUGACCUAGCCUAUCAAAGGGGCAAGGUGGAGCUAUAAACAUAAUGCUAAACCCAUUCUCACUGAUGUCUUUGUAUGUCAUUUUUCAGACAAUCUAUGAAAAUAGGAUGUACAGUCUGAAGGUUGAAUGUGGGCCCAGAUAUCCAGAGGCACCACCGUUUGUCAGAUUUGUGACUAAGAUAAACUUGAAUGGUGUGCACAACUCCAAUGGUGUGGUAUGUAAAUCUGUUUGUCCUUCAAAAUGUUUCAAUCUGUGAAGAAAGAUGUUGUAAAAUAGCUAAUACUCACAGUCUCAUUUGUGUUGUAGAUAUUUUUUGUAGGUAUGUUUAAGGAUUUGAUUUUUUAUUGAAGUGAGUGACUUGAUUAAAUUGCCCCUGGCUCCUAUAAUAAGAUAUGGAUUUCAGUGCAGGGCUAACAUGCAGUUGGAUGACUGGUAAUGCCUACUAUGUUUAGGUCACAUUAGACUGAGGAAAUGUCAAUGGACUCUUAUUGCAUGUGACAUUUCAGACGGCAAUACUUUGCUUGAACAUACUAAAUGUAGUUCUGCAUGAUCGUAUAGGAUGUAGGUUCCGCAGGAUAGGCUAUUCCAGAGGUUGCAUUUAUGUAUACUUUUUAUAUUUACAUUUUAUAUCCAUACAAAAAUGAACUAUUUUUGCCAGGUUAUGUAGCAAUUUUUUUUUUUGAAUAUAAUGUUUGUCACAACUAACCAGUACUUAAGCCAACCAUGAUAUUCCUACAAAAUAUAUAUAGAGAGUUGCGAGUCAUGUUUUGUGAGAGUGUGAUUGAGGUGUGAUGUAAUGUUUCUCUCCUUCCAUUGUUCCCUGUCCUGCAGGUUGACACACGAGCAGUGUCUGCACUGGCCAAGUGGCAGAACUCCUACAGUAUCCGUGUGGUCCUGCAGGAGCUCAGACGGCUCAUGAUGUGCAAGGAGAACAUGAAGCUCCCCCAGCCACCAGAGGGCCAGAUCUACACCAACU
Messenger RNA from Coregonus sp. 'balchen', 1619 nucleotides. The record is from the annotation of a GenBank genome assembly. NCBI's taxonomy places the organism in Eukaryota, Metazoa, Chordata, Actinopteri, Salmoniformes, Salmonidae.